Molecule: messenger RNA, 300 nt
Organism: Propithecus coquereli (Coquerel's sifaka)
Lineage: Eukaryota; Metazoa; Chordata; Mammalia; Primates; Indriidae
Product: immunoglobulin alpha Fc receptor-like
Exons: 3
Coding region: 13-300 (95 amino acids)
Source: RefSeq, a predicted model, not a curated record
UGUGUCAGCAUCAUGGCCUGCAAAGAUACCACCAUCCUCCUCUGUCUUGUACUCUGUCUGGGCCAGACGAUUCAAGCACAGGAAGACUCCAUGAACCAAGAUUACACAGUGGGGAAUCUGACCCGCAUGGGCGUGGCAGGACUGAUCCUUUUGGCUCUCUUGGCAAUACUGGCUGAACAUUGGCACAGCCAUAGGAUGCCACACAAGGAAAGCUGGCCUCACCUGGCUGAACCAAGCUGGAGGAAACAGAAAUACGAGACAGAAUGGGCCCUUGGACAAACCUCUAGUGGCCACAGAUAA